AUAUUCGUGCCUCAGAGAGAAUGGCUGAAGACAAAGUGGAGCUUCACAACAUGGAGAGAGCUCUGAUGGAUAAGAUGGGACAACAUGAUGUGAGAGAGCCGAGCCUGUUUGAGCGGCUCUUUCAGCCGUGUGUAGCCGAGCUGGUGGGAACCGCUUUCUUCGUGUUCAUCGGGUGUGUGUCCGUCAUCGAAGACGCGUCGGACACCGGCAGACUGCAGCCUGCGCUGGCUCACGGGCUCGCGCUGGCGGUGCUGAUCGCCUGUAUGGCGGAGAUCAGUGGCUCACAUUUCAAUCCAUCAUUCACCAUUGCCGUCUACCUCUGUGGUGGGAUGGAGCUGAAAAUGGUGGCGCCGUACCUGAUCUCUCAGCUUACUGGAGGUUUACUUGGUGCAGUCAUGGCCAACGGAAUGACCUCAAAUGAGAAAUAUGCUCAAGCUCAAGGUGCGGCAUUUACGGUUCUCCAGGCUGAUGACCAUGUUUUGAAGCCGUUAUUUGGAGAAAUUGCCAUGACGUGUCUUGUUACCAUGGUGGUCUUACUGGGUGCAGUUAAUACCAAGAGCAAAAGUCCUUUGGUCCCAUUUUUGGUGGGCUGCACAGUCAUCAUUAAUGUACUAGUGGGUGGUGAUGUGUCUGGUACAUGCUUAAAUCCUGCAAGAGCGCUGGGUCCUGCAGUGCUGACCAACUAUUGGACUCACCACUGGGUUUACUGGGUGGGACCCAUUACUGGUGGCCUUAUCGCUGCUGCAUUAGUCAGAAUUUUGCUCGGAGACAACAACACCCGUCUACUGAUGAAGUAACAUUCAGCACAUCUGCACCUCUCUGUCUUAUUUUGAGUGCACAAGAAUCAAACCUAUUUUCAUUUAAUUCAAUAAAAAUGUCAGAUAAUCUGUAGGCCUUAAUCCUGCCUUGAAGCUGAAAGGCUGCUCUGGUGAAUAUUAAUAUUUAGAACUUUGUAUUUUGA
This is a messenger RNA of Carassius carassius (crucian carp), 961 nucleotides long. RefSeq names its product aquaporin 8b (gene aqp8b). The transcript is spliced from 5 exons. The record is from RefSeq and is a predicted model, not a curated record. Bases 21 to 797 code for a protein of 258 amino acids. Gene Ontology annotation, molecular function: water channel activity. Gene Ontology annotation, cellular component: plasma membrane. Gene Ontology annotation, biological process: transmembrane transport. NCBI's taxonomy places the organism in Eukaryota, Metazoa, Chordata, Actinopteri, Cypriniformes, Cyprinidae.